AUGUCAACUUCUUCUUGCCUACAAAGGUGUAAAAACAAAGGGCGUGAUCAUGGAAUCCCAAGAUACAAUGACGCGAAACAAUCUUUUGGUUUAAAUCGAGCUCUUGAUUGGUCUGAUAUUUCAUCUAAUCCAGAUGUACAAAAACGUUUACGUGAUGCGUAUGGUACUGUUGAUCAAAUUGAAGCGUUUCCUGGGGGUCUUGCUGAAGAUCAUGUUCCUGGUUCAAAUCUUGGUCCUUUAUUUUAUCAGAGUUAUAUUAAUCAGUGGACCAAUAUACGCGAUUCUGAUAGAUUUUGGUAUGAAUCGCCAGCUGCAGGGUUUACUGCUGCAGAAAUAGACACCAUUCACAAUACGACUUUGGCCAUGGUAAUUGCUAGAAACAUUCCAAGUACAUCUUCAAUACCAACAAAUCUAUGGGUGGUUCAACCGAUUGUCGCUCCUAAUGCCACCGGUCCAAGUUCUUAUUCCCCAUUAAAUAUUCUAAAAUUUUCCAACACAUAUCAAGUCCAAUGGAGAAUUGAUGGUACUGACCUUUAUUUGUUGAUGACAAUGCAAAGUACAAGUGCCUGGUUUGGUAUUGGAUUCAAUCCAUUAGAUGGUGGCAUGUUGGACGCAGAUAUGAUAAUCGUAACUUCAAACAGCUCUAUGAUAGACGUUGGUCUUUAUAGACCCACUGCUUAUCAGAAACCUAUUCGUGAUACAACUAGUACUUUUCUCACCGUCUUAAGCAAAAAUUCAACUAACGGGUACACUCAAGUAGAAGUAAAACGUCCUCUUAACGCUCCUAAUCGACGACCAAUUACUAAUUCCGCAAUAACAACAAUUUAUGCCUUCAAUCCAGAUUUCAGUAUAUUAACUUACCAUGGCGGAAAUCGAGGAUCUAUGAGUGUUAACUUUUUUUCUGCAACAACUUUUGGUUCUGUUACUAAUCAAGCCAGAGAAAUGCAGUUAGUUCAUGGAAUUGGCAUGUUUUUAAUGUGGUGUGUCUUAUUCCCAGUGUCAAUAUGGAUUGUUAGGUAUAUGAGACAUAAGAAUUCAUAUAUGUUCCAGCAUCGAAAUCUCCAAAUAAUUUCUGCUUUCUGUGUUGGAGUAUUUGGUGCUGUAGCGAUGUCUUCUAUUACCGUACAAUUUAGAGUUCCACAUGGAAUUCUUGGUACCACAAUCUAUAUUAGUUUAAUUGUUCAAGUCGCGUUAGGAAUAUUGGCAAUGUUUGGUUUGGCUCAUGUUGAAUCUGCUU
This is a messenger RNA of Racocetra persica, 1237 nucleotides long. The record is from the annotation of a GenBank genome assembly. Lineage: Eukaryota; Fungi; Glomeromycota; Glomeromycetes; Diversisporales; Gigasporaceae.